This is a messenger RNA of Tetrahymena thermophila SB210, 825 nucleotides long. RefSeq names its product kinase phosphorylation protein. The record is from RefSeq and is a predicted model, not a curated record. Lineage: Eukaryota; Ciliophora; Oligohymenophorea; Hymenostomatida; Tetrahymenidae. The transcript has a single exon.
AUGUCGUAUUUAUCAUAUUAAAUAAGAGGAGGUACCAGAGGUGGUCGUGAUCAAUUUAAAUGGGAUGAUGUUAGACAGAUGUCUCACAAAGAUCGUGAACAGUAUCUCGGAUAAUCUGCAAUGAUGGGUUUCUUAGAUAAAGGAGGAAAGUGGAGAAAGAAAGAUUGGUACACAAAAAAUGUAGAUGAUGAAGAUGAAGAAGAUGAAAAAAUAAAAUAAGAAAGAUAAAAAAUUAUAGAAAAUGAUCAAAAAAGAAUAAGAAUUGCUUUAGGUCUAGAAAAGGAAGAGAAAAAAACCAUUUCAGAAACUGCUACUGAAGAAGAAAAAAUGUAAUUACUUAAAUAAAUUCGUGAAGGUAUGGAUUUAAACAAGCAAAAAGUAAAUGACUGGGAUGAUAUCGAAGAAAAUGAUGAAAUAAGAGGUAUCGGAUUUAGACAUACUGCUGAAUAAUUAGUAAAAGUAAAAUAAGGGAUGGAUAUGAGUAAAUUCUUGAAUUAUGACCCUACAAAGCUUGAAGCUGAAGGAUUCAGUGACGAGGAUUAAAAAUAGAAAGAAAAAUCAAAAAAAGAUAAGAAAAGUAAAAAAGAUAAAAAGAAAGGCAGCAGAUCGCCUUCGAAUGACAAAAAAGAAAAAAAUGUAGAGGGAAAAAGUAAAAAAAUAAAGAAAGAGAAGAAAGACAAAAAGUCAAAAAAGGAUAAAAAACACAAAAAAGAUAAAAAGAAGCAUAAAUCUCUCAAAAAGAGACACGAUUCGUCAUCUUCAAGAUCACCUUCUUCAUCUAGAUCUCCUUCUUCUUAAAAAAAACAAAAAAAAGAAAAGAAAUGA